This is a messenger RNA of Prorocentrum cordatum, 867 nucleotides long. The record is from the annotation of a GenBank genome assembly. NCBI's taxonomy places the organism in Eukaryota, Dinophyceae, Prorocentrales, Prorocentraceae.
AUGGCGACGGCGAGCCCGCGCGUGGCGCUGGACCUCGACGGCGUCGUGCUUGAUCGCCUGUGGCUCGAGGGCUCCGGCCAGGACACGGCCACGGGGGAGGCCGUCGUCGAGGUGAAGCUUGGGCUGAGGCUGCCCCUACGGGGGCUGAUCGAGGCGCUGACCGAGCUGCAGCGGGCACACCCGAGGACCCAGCCAGACAGCCCACCCCCGCGGGCAAAGCUGCCCGAGCAGCCCUUCGUGGUCAGCAAGACCUUCGUCGAGCACGACCAGCCAGACAGCCCGCAGCGCACCGCCCUCCUGCGGACCUCCACCGCGCCCCCGGAGCUCCGCGAGCGGCCCGGCCGGCCUCGCCGGGGGCGUCGCCUGGGCGCGGUGGAGGAGGAGCUGGAGUCGGAGGACGCUGUGGGCCACUCCGCGGGCGCUGCCGGCAUCGGCUGCCGCACGGCCACCUUCGACCCCAUGGAGCACGACGCGGACGACGCCGCAGAGCGCCCCGCGUGGGAGCCGCCGGAAGGAGCGGGCGACCCUGUGUACCCGACGCAAGCGCAAAACGAGCUGGCGUACACCGGGAUCCCGCCGAUGUACCCUUUCGUGCCGGUGCCAGUGCCAGUGCCAGUGCCAGCCGAUGCCUGCCACAACUGGUUUCCACACUGGCAGCAGCCCGACCAGCCGGCGUUGCCGACCACGCGGCCCUUGGGGACGUUGGCCACAGACAGAGAGGAGUCGCCCGCGAGACCCCGGAAGCCGGAGAUGGAGAGCCUGCUGGACGACACGGGUCUGCUCCGCGUCAUCGCCGACCUCGAGGAAGAUCGAGAGGAGCACGGACCAGUCCCUGGUCUCCCCGAAAAUCCAGCUCGCCAUCGGUGA